Messenger RNA from Parnassius apollo (apollo), 1548 nucleotides. The record is from the annotation of a GenBank genome assembly. Lineage: Eukaryota; Metazoa; Arthropoda; Insecta; Lepidoptera; Papilionidae.
AUGACUAACGUUCAAAGCGACGAAGCAAAAUCGUGCAAAAUAAUUGAAAAAUUAUCUCGUUUGAAUAUUAUUUAUGCAGAUUUCACUAAUCCUGAUAAUGACCUACCAAAAACGAUAUGCUUUUCAUGUAUAGAAAAUCUUAACAAAGCCUUUGAAUUUGUAGUUGGAGUAGACAGAGCCCAGAGUGUUUUGACUAACAUAGUUAAUAAUGAAAUAAAGACGGAACAUUGUUCUUCAGAAGACUAUCAACAAAAUGAUAUCGUAGAUAGCAAAUCAGACAGCAGCAUAGAUAUAAAAGAAGAACUUGUUUCUCAAUCCUAUGAUUGUUCAUAUCAAUCAGUGGACUCUGAAAACUGCAAGAAUGUUUGUACGAGCAAUGUCAACAAUAAUGAACUAAGUUCGGACAUUCUUCCUUUGAAAUAUAUCAAAUCAACUUGGAGUGAUUAUCUUUGGACUUGUGCAUAUUGUGAAACACAGUUUGCUACUGUAGAAGAAUUAAAAGUUCAUUCCAUGCAAUAUCAUCAGUGCUGUAAUGCAUUUAGGUGCAAGGACUGUAAGAUAAGAACACUUCACUUGAAUAAGUUUGUAAUGCAUAUUAAAUGGCACAGAAAAUAUCUGAAGUUAUUAUGCUAUAUAUGCAACAAAGAAUUUAUGUUUCAGCACCAGUUACAUUCUCACAUUAAGAAAGUACAUGGGCCAAAAACAGAACAUUUCUGCUUAGGUUGUAAUGCUGAAUUCCAACAUUUAGAUGACCUAAAUAAACACACCCACACAUUUUACAAGGAUAGACGUGUCAGGAACAUACCAGACUCCCUUAAAUCCGUUAACAGUUUGACUUGUAUUAUUUGCAAAAAGACAUUCAAGUCAAUAGGAACAUUAAAUACACACUUACUAAUACACACAGAGAGAAAGCGAGAAAACACUUGUGAAAAAUGCGGAAAGUGUUUUUAUAGCAAGCAAGCUCUAGCUAGCCAUAUGCUCAUACAUGACAAUGUGAGACCAUACCAAUGUGAAAUAUGUAAGUGGAGUUUUAAAACUUCCAAACAGCUUAAAUCCCAUGUUGGCAGUCACAAUGCUGAAAGGCCUCACACAUGUGAUCAGUGUGGGCGUAGCUUCCGUUUACUAAGACAACUUAACUCACAUAAAAUAAUACACACAGACAUUCUACCCUAUGUUUGCAGUUAUUGUAAUAAAAAAUUUCGCUUUAAGUCUAUAUUAAAUCAACAUAUACGUCAACACACUGGAGUAAAACCAUAUUCCUGUGAUAAAUGCAGAAGAGAUUUUGCAAAUUGGCCCAAUUAUAACAAACACAUGAAAAGGCGACAUGGAUUAGAUAUGGCAAAAAAGAAACACACCCCCGAAGGAGUCUUUCCAAUCAAUCCAUCUACAGGUGAAAUUAUUAAACAUUUAGAAACAAAUGAAAUGCUUGAAUGGAAAAAUAAGAUUUUACAAAAUAAAGGCAAAGGGAGACCAAUUUCUCUUUGUUCAGUUAAUACAGACACCACUGCUUCAGUUAACAUAGAAAAAAAUGAUAUAAAAAGGGAGUAA